Molecule: messenger RNA, 212 nt
Organism: Funneliformis mosseae
Lineage: Eukaryota; Fungi; Glomeromycota; Glomeromycetes; Glomerales; Glomeraceae
Source: the annotation of a GenBank genome assembly
ACCCUUCUAGCACGUUAGAUCAUUUAGAUCUUACAUCUUCCUCCAAUGAUGCUACUCCGUCCAAUGUUCUUUUAGAAAAUAAGGAACAAGACAGGAAACGUCGUAAAUUGGAUCAUUUGAUAGAUUCAACUGGUGAUGGCAGUGGAGUUCGUCGACCUGGUCAAUUUUUGGUGGAAACACCGGAUUUAGUAGCAUCGACUGGAAUAAUAUAG